Messenger RNA from Scylla paramamosain (green mud crab), 1545 nucleotides. Its product is annotated as retinol dehydrogenase 12-like. NCBI's taxonomy places the organism in Eukaryota, Metazoa, Arthropoda, Malacostraca, Decapoda, Portunidae. The record is from RefSeq and is a predicted model, not a curated record.
UGAAAAUAGCGAGGGAUGCGCAGGCGCCAGUUCGCUUGCGACCUUCAUCAAGGCAACUCGUUUGCACCGUUACCUCUUCAUUUAUGUGCUGACUUUGCUCUCGAUCACUCCCGGUGUUCCUGUGCAUUCUAUGGUGCCAUAGUGUUCCACAUUCUCACUGGUGGAUUACUCUGCCUCAUCUCGGCUCUUCCUCCAGUCACCAGCCUCGAGCCUCACAGAACGACCAUGUGGCUGGAGGUGGUGACGGCCGUGUUGGCGGUGGUGCUGGCGACCCUCGUGUCCCUGAGGGUAUGGUACAGGACUACCUCGGGCCGCUGCACGAGUAGGAAGUCCAUGGUGGGCAAGACGGUCGUCAUUACAGGAGCUACAGCAGGGAUCGGAAAGGAGACCGCCCGUGAUCUACUGCGGCGCGGCGCCCGGGUCAUCAUCGCUUGUAGGAACCUGGAGAAAGGCUGUAGAGUGGCAAGUGAGCUACAAGCCAACGGUGACUCCCGCAGCGAGGUAGUAGUGCGCCACCUGGACACCUCCGAUCUGUCCUCUGUUAGGAACUUUGCCAAAGAGGUGCUGGACACCGAGAAGGCCAUUCACGUGUUGAUCAACAAUGCUGGCGCUGUCUUCCCGGACAAGAGACAGGUAACGGCAGAUGGCCUCGAGCUGACCAUGGCCACCAACUACUUCGGCCACUUCCUGUUGACCAACUUGUUAUUGGGACGACUAAAGGAGUCAGCCCCGAGUCGUGUGGUCAUCGUGUCCUCGGCGUAUCACGAGUAUGUCAAGAACUUGGACUUGAAGGACCUUAACUUUGAAGGCGAAUCCUAUACCAUGAUUGAGGCCUACAACAAGAGCAAGCUGUGUAACGUGUUGUUUGCCCGGGAGUUGGCAGACAGGACGGCAGGCACUGGUGUGACGUCCAACAGCCUUCACCCAGGCAUCGUGACCACCAGCAUCCUCGACAGAGUGCCCUACACCCUCGCAGGCUUCAUCCUCCGCAAUCUGAGUUCCUUCAUCAUCAAGGACGCGGUCUGCGGCGCCCAGACCACCAACCACUUAGCGGUGUCGGAAGAAGUGGAGGGCGUGAGCGGCCGCUACUUCGCUGAUUGCAAGGAGACAACCGCCUCGGAACUGGCGCGCCGCAAGGACUUGGCCACCGGUCUGUGGGAGGCCAGCGUGAAGGCUGUAGGACUGAAAGAAAACAAGAUCUACUAUUGACCUCCCAACCUCUGCCAGUCACCAUCCAGCGGCUUCCCAGGGCUUGAAUUACCCUCCACUCCUAAAGACUCGCGGAAUCAUCCCACACUUUCUAUGUCUCAUAAAUCCACGCCACCUGAUCCUCCUCUAAUGAUGAUGUUUAAAAGCUUCACUCUGUCCCUUCCGUCCUUCACAUGGUAAGAAUGACCCAUGUGCACAAGACAUACACUGCAAAAAACUUGCGUAUUGUUAGUGCCUUCUUGUGAUUAACGUUGUUUUGCUGUCGAUCCCUUGAUUGUUGAACCAUUUCGAUAAUUAUACCUUUCCAGUGAAAUUUGAAUAAAGAUAUUGAUCCUU